Molecule: messenger RNA, 789 nt
Organism: Paramuricea clavata
Lineage: Eukaryota; Metazoa; Cnidaria; Anthozoa; Malacalcyonacea; Plexauridae
Source: the annotation of a GenBank genome assembly
AUGUCCCCAGCUCUUUUUAAUAUUCACAUUAACGAUAUUGAGAACUCAAUACCAGAUGGAUUAUCCAUAAAUAUAUACAAAUACGCGGAUGAUUGUACACAGGACGAAGUGGUGUCACAAGGUUCAUCCAGCCAUAUGCAGGAGGCCCUUGAAGCAGUACAAGAAUGGUCUAAUAGGAACAAAAUGACGAUAAAUUGCAAGAAAACAAAAGAUAUGUGGAUAUGUUUUAACACAGCAAUACCGGCACAAGAACCAUUGGUCAUUGGAAACGAGGCAGUGGAAAGAGUAAAUUCUCAUAAACUGUUGGGUGUCUGGCAUCAAAACAAUUUGAAAUGGAACUGUCAUGUCAAGAACAUUGUAAGGAAAGCAAAUAAACAAAUGUUUAGUCUGAGAGAAUGCAGUAGAGCGAAUCUUCCUCCUGAGGUCGGUAUUACAUGUUAUGAAUCCAAGAUUAGACCUGUUUUAGAGUAUGCAGCUCCGAUAUGGGGUGGUUUACCACAAUAUCUCAUUGAUGAAAUAGAGGGCAUUCAAAACAGAUGCAUCAAAAUCCUCGGCACAUCUCGGUGCGACUUUGAAACGCUAGAACAAGGAAGGGCACACCUAACUGCUAAGGAAUACCAAAGAAUUCUAAGUGAUCCGACCAACCCAUGUAAUAAACUUAUCCCCCAACCUUUUACCCAUGAACACGAUCUAAGAACAACAAAUAAUCUACCAUAUGUUGUAUCGUAUACUAAAAGACACCGGCAAUCCUUUAUACCUAGAGCUAUAUCCCUUUUAAAACAGUCCUAA